AUGAAGGCUUCAACAUUGAUUCUAUCGAAAAUUUCGGCACCACUACGAUUAUCUGUGCAAAACUUAACACAGAUUCGCUAUGAAUCUACAGCUAGUGAAACAAAGUCAGUUGACGGUUUAAAUUUCGAAUUAUCGGCCGACCAAAAGGAAUUACAACAAUUGGCACGCAAGUUUACGAAAGAAGAGAUCAUUCCACACGCAGCACAUUAUGAUAAAACGGGAGAAUAUCCAUGGCCAAUUGUAAAAAAGGCUCACGAAGUUGGUCUUAUGAACUCACAUAUUCCAACAGCAUAUGGUGGCGCAGGUCUUGGUAUUCUUGACGCGUGUCUGAUUAUUGAAGAAAUCGCAUAUGGUUGUACUGGUAUUGAAACGGCUUUGGAAGCUAACUCACUUGGAAUGGCUCCGGUUAUUAUUGCUGGUAAUGAUGAACAAAAGAAACGAUUUCUAGGACGAUUGAUUAAGGAACCAUUGAUGUGUGGGUAUUGUGUAACGGAACCUGUUGCAGGAUCAGAUGUUGCCGGUAUAAAAACACGUGCAGUAAAGAAAGGUGAUGAAUAUAUUGUCAAUGGACAAAAGAUGUGGAUUACCAAUGGAGGUGUUGCUAACUGGUUCUUUCUGUUGGCUCGUACUCAUCCAGAUCCAAAAGCACCAGCGAGUAAAGCGUUUACUGCCUUCGCUAUUGAAGGUGAUAAUCCAGGUUUGACACGCGGUCGAAAAGAAUGGAACAUGGGUCAAAGAGCAUCUGAUACCCGUGGUAUCACAUUCGAAGAUAUGCGCGUACCAGUAGCUAAUGUUCUCGGUAAAGAAGGUGACGGUUUCAAGAUUGCCAUGUUGGUAUUCGAUAAAACAAGACCUGCUGUUGCUGCUGGUGCUGUUGGUCUUGCUCGCCGUGCAUUCGAAGAAGCAACACAAUAUUCACUACAACGCAAAACGAUGGGCAAACUUAUUGCCGAACAUCAAGCCGUAGCUUUUAUGCUAGCUGAAAUGGCCAUUGGAAUUGAAUCAGCUCGUUUAGUUACACAUCUAAGUGCUUGGCAAAUUGAUAAAGGUGAAAAGAAUACAUAUUUUGCAUCUAUUGCUAAAGCAUUGGCUGCUGACGUUGCCAACAAAGCUGCAACAGAUGCUGUACAAAUAUUUGGAGGAAAUGGAUUCAAUAGUGAAUAUCCAGUUGAAAAACUUAUGCGUGAUGCUAAAAUCUAUCAAAUUUAUGAAGGUACAGCACAAAUCCAACGUUUAAUCAUUUCUCGCGAAAUUUUUUCGCGUGCCAAAUCUGGAAACCUUUAA
Messenger RNA from Rotaria socialis, 1284 nucleotides. NCBI's taxonomy places the organism in Eukaryota, Metazoa, Rotifera, Eurotatoria, Philodinida, Philodinidae. The record is from the annotation of a GenBank genome assembly.